AUGGGAGCUUUGGUAGAGUCCAACUGGAGAAUGAAGUCACUAUUAAGUAGUCCAGAAAGUUUGGGGAUGUGGGCUCAGGCCAAGACAAGUUCGGUCCAAAUCUGUGGGAACAGAACACUGUCUCCUGUAUCCCCAGAACUUAAAACGGUGAACAGUGUCUCUUUGGACUGGUUCACGGGACAGUUGUAUUGGGCAAGCAGCUUCGCAAGGGUCAUCUGUGCUGGUUUAAGUGAUGGCAGAGGCUACGUCAAAAUCUUGGAAAAGGAUCUGGUGCCAGAGCAGCUCAUCGUGUUUCCCACAAAGAAGUCCUUGUAUUGGGUAAAUCGUGGUGAGAAAGGCAUGAGAACUAUUGAGACUGCAGGGAUGGAUGGCUCGGAUAGGAAGGUGCUCGCAGCUGUAAACAUGGAGGAGCCUGUAGGACUGACACUCGACCACGUGACCGGCAGGCUCUACUGGAUCAGUGACUAUAAAGAGGUACUGGAAAUAGGUCCGGGAGAGAAGAUAAACCGUUAAACCUGGGUCUUGGUAUGACUGUGGGUAACUGCGAAGUUCUCUUUGGUCUUGCAUCGACACUGUGAAAUACUUCUGGCUGUGAAAACGGAGAGAAGCGAGCUAGGAUUGCACAGUAUCUUUAGGUAGAGUCUGAUGAUAUCAACAUAGGUUGGGAGACUUGGCGUGACUUCCUUUUUUUUUUUUCCUUAGGUUUAUUGAAAAGAGAGAGAGGGAAUGGGGAGGGGCAGAGAGAGUGGCGGAGAGAGAAUCCCAAGCAGGCUCCAUGCUCAGUGCGGUGUCUGAUGCAGGGCUUGGUCCCAUGACCGUGAGAUCACGAUCUGAGCUGAAAUCAAGAGUCACUUAACCAACUGAGCCACCCAGGUGCCCCUAUUGUGACUUUCUUAAAUACUGCAGUCAAACUUGGCACUGGUAGUAUAGGGCAUAUUCUGUGUCAUGCCUAGGAUGUAAAACCUUUUAAGAUGGCAGACCACCUCCUUGAAAUAACAUAGUUAAGUACUUAGUACUUACUUAUAUUCCUAUUUCGAGGUCUUAAUAUUACAGUUUGUGUAAUGUCAUUUUUGGAAGCAUCAAACUGACAGACCAAUAUGACACGGUGGCCAAAAGCAUAGGCUUAGGAGUCAUUUUUUUUUAGACGUCAAUUUUUUUUUUUUUUUAAGUAAUCUCAACACCCAGUGUGUGGCCCAAUCCUGAGAUCAAGAGUUUCAUGCUGUACCAACCGAGCCAGCCAGGUGCCCUGGGGAAUCAUAUUUUUAAGCCUAUCACAUCAGCUGUGAUUUUGGCAAUUUAUGGCACCUCUUUGGGCUCCCGUUGCCCUCUCUGAAAACAGCUAAAAUGUUUUUCUUCAAAAGACAAUCGGAAAAUGUAGGGAAAGAACUUGGCACAACGUUUGGAUGCAGACAAUGUGUUGUACAAGUAACUAUUGUAACUUAUCUGUGACCCGGUUUGUGC
Molecule: messenger RNA, 1461 nt
Organism: Panthera uncia (snow leopard)
Lineage: Eukaryota; Metazoa; Chordata; Mammalia; Carnivora; Felidae
Product: low-density lipoprotein receptor-related protein 8-like
Exons: 3
Coding region: 1-513 (170 amino acids)
Source: RefSeq, a predicted model, not a curated record